Dinoponera quadriceps is the source of this 550-nucleotide messenger RNA. Its product is annotated as ADP-ribosylation factor-like protein 16. The transcript is spliced from 2 exons. Gene Ontology annotation, molecular function: GTPase activity; GTP binding. The record is from RefSeq and is a predicted model, not a curated record. The coding region runs from base 1 to 528 and encodes 175 amino acids. NCBI's taxonomy places the organism in Eukaryota, Metazoa, Arthropoda, Insecta, Hymenoptera, Formicidae.
AUGUGUCUGUGCCUCGGACCGUUUAAAUCGGGCAAAACUCUCCUCAUGAAAAGUCUCCAAGGGGACGACAUCGACGACGCGACUCACACUGUGCCCACCAAUGGGAUAAAUUUGUUUACCGUAAGAAACGCUACCGGUGAAUUCGAUAUGAUAAUUAAAGAAAUCGGAGGUAACAUGGCACCUAUAUGGAAGCAUUACUUCGACAAGAUUCACAAGAUCAUCUACGUAGUGGACACCAGCAAUCUCUGCCAAAUAAGCGCGGCGGGCGUGUUACUUUAUUCUUUUCUCGUGGAGCCGAGAUUGCGAAAUGUCAAGGUAGCGCUCAUCCUGAACAAGAUGGACGUUUCGUAUCGUCAAAUGAGGAACGAGGCUCUGCUGAUGUUGCAAUACGCGCGUUUACAAAGAGAGGUGACGCAGAGGAUCACUGUGUUAGAGACCAGCGGAAUGACUGGCCAGGGCGUGGAGGAUUUGCGCAGUUGGUUAUUCGACCCUGACACGCUUAAGGCCGCUCUCAAUGCCAACAAAUGAUUAUCGCCGCGAUUGUCGUUGC